This is a messenger RNA of Rotaria socialis, 2421 nucleotides long. NCBI's taxonomy places the organism in Eukaryota, Metazoa, Rotifera, Eurotatoria, Philodinida, Philodinidae. The record is from the annotation of a GenBank genome assembly.
AUGAAUGAACCAUUAAAUCUAACCGAGAUUGGUAUUCGUUAUCUAUCUAAAUGUUUAUUGCCUAUUGUUGCUAAUGAAAAUGCUUAUAUACCGGAAUUAUCAUGUCUAUCUCAACGUUUAGGCAAUUUAUUACUCAAAACAAUAAUCAAAUUUAGACGAACACAUUCAUCGGAAACAACAGAUUGUUUUCUUUCUCUCUUUAAUAAUGCUGGCCAAAACAAGACAAUAAAAUCAGAAGUACUGAUUCAAUUGAGUGAGCUUUAUUUAAGCUGCUGUCCGUUUAUAACGAAUCAAUCGAUGUCAAAACAUUUACUAUCACAUGAAUUAAUUGAAAUAAUCGAUUUACGUGAUUGUAAUAUAACAUAUGAAAUAUUUCAAUUAAUAACAAAAUAUUUUCCUCGUUUAACAACAUUAUAUCUGGGACAAACUGAGAGUAAAAUGGAUGGAAAAAUAAAUUUAGUUGACUUUUUUCCACCGAAUUCUAUUGAUAAAGAAUGUUUUCUGAAAAAGCCAAAAUUAAAAUAUCUUUCAUUAGAAGGCAUACAUAAUACAAUGAGAAAUGAUUCAGUUGAGGAAAUUUUUUACCAUACACUAAUACAAUCCAGUGAACAAAUACGUUAUGUUGAUUUAUCGAGAAAUUCUGCCAUUGAAAAUUUAAUAUACGUUGAUUGUUUUAAACAAAUACAUUCAUUAGUGCUAUAUGAUAUCCUGCCAAGUGUUAUUGAAUCAUCCAUAGAUUCUAUCUGUUGUUUAAAAACAUUAAGUCUACUUGAUCUAUCAUUUAAUCGACGUAUACAAGAACCACAAAACUAUUCAAAACCAACAAUAACAUUAGCGAAAUUAAUAACAUCACUACCGAAAUUAACAUCUUUAGAUAUUAGCGGAACAAAUUUAGCCGGAUCAUUUUCAUUCGAUCAAGAUGAAGAAUUAAAUUAUAUUAAAAAAGAACUUUCUAUUGAUGAAAACGAAAAUUUCACAAUGCAAGCGAGCAUAGCUGGUUUGCUUGUAUUAAAACAUAAAUUAGACUUUUUGGGACUAUUCGAUGUCGAUGAAAGAGGAUCAGCUAGAAGAUGGUUACCAGCAAAAAAAAUAACUGGUGAGCAUACUGAAGAAAUGAUAAUCACAUCUCUUUCUUAUUAUAUGGAACGGCCAAGUAUGGUAACGCAUAUAAUGGCACAUUUAUUUCGUUUGUACAAUCAUUAUACCAUUCAAAAUCCAUUUGACGCUGGAAAGUUGGUAAUGGAUUGCAUGGCAAUGCAUUUAUACGAUCGUAGUCUUCAAACAUCCGGCAGUGCAUGUUUGUACUAUGUGGUUGAUUUAUUUCAAAAUGAGUCCGACGUAAUGUUAGAAAAAUAUAAUGAUUAUUUAAAACGAUUACUUGUUGCUAUUCUUAAUGCGAUGAGUGCUCAUCUUCAACACUCACCGAUGAUUCGUAAUGGAUUGCUGACUAUAUCUCGGAUGCAAAUGCAUGUACCAAACCAUAUCAUGAGUGCUUUUGAACAAACGGUACUUGUUUUAAUAAGGUUUAUUCAACUUUAUUUAUUUGACUCAGUUGUACACGAACAAAUCUUACUUCACAAUGCUCUAUCCGUACUCAACCAUGUAGCAUGUAGUGUUGAUGGUCAAGAGAAAUUGUUUAUUGGACGUGUCGGUGCUAUCGAAAUUGCUAUGGGAAUCAUUCGUCGUUUCUUAAUGAAAAAAACAAGUUGCGAAAUUGUUGAAGUUGCUUGGACAUUACUGUGGAAUAUAACCGAUGAAACACCUGAGAAUUGUCGACGAUUUAUUGAGGAUAAUGAUGGGUUACAAGUGUUUCAUGAUUGUUUAGACCUAUGGGCGGACAAACGGGAUCUCGUAAGAAAUAUGUUGGGUCUACUAGGAAACGUGGCUGAAGUCCAACUACUCAGACAUUAUUUAGUUACCCCUCAGCAUAUGGAAAAAUUUAGAAUUUUAGUAAAACGAUCACAACAAAACGACAUCGAAAUCCCAUAUAAUUGUGGUGGAAUUCUUGCAAAUAUACUUUCCGAUGGAGUUGAAGCGUGGACAAUCAGUUCAAGUAUUGAACAAUAUAUUGUAAAUCAAGAAAUUUAUGAUGCUACACAAACAUGGGAUUUACAUAAAUCGCGAACAAUUAACUAUCGAUCAUUAGCACCUAUUUUAAGACUGCUGAAUGAAAAUUUUCCAACCGGUUGCAUAAUGUGGGCUGUUUGGGCAAUGACGAAUUUAACUACUGUUCUCCCGGAGAAAUAUUGCACAUUAGUCCGAAGCGAAAAUGGCGAAAUAUUACUAUCUCAAAUUGCAUACAGUGAUAAAAUGAGUGAACCAAUAAAAAAUUUAGCUCAAUCAGCUCUCGCCAACAUCCAUCGUUUUCACGACGCGCCCGUUCCCAUGGAUAUUGUCCCUAACGAUGGAGUUGAGAUUUAA